Messenger RNA from Spirodela intermedia, 1650 nucleotides. NCBI's taxonomy places the organism in Eukaryota, Viridiplantae, Streptophyta, Magnoliopsida, Alismatales, Araceae. The record is from the annotation of a GenBank genome assembly.
AUGGCGUCGGCUUCCCUUCUCAAGUCCUCCCCCGUCCUGGACAAGUCCGACUGGGUCAAGGGCCAGUCCCUUCGCCACCCUCUCGCCGCCUCCGUCUCCGUCCGCUCCCACGCCGCCGCGCCCCUCUCUGUCCGCGCUGCCACCUCCUACGCCGACGAGCUCGUCAAGACCGCGGUACUGAAACCCUCCACCUCUCUCUCUCUCUCUCUCUAUAUAUAUAUAUAUAGAUAUAUAUAUAUAUAUAUAUAACUGUCUAUCUAUGUCACCGGCGAUGUGGGUACUGAGAGUGUGUGUGAUGGGAUGGUGACGGUAGAAAACGGUGGCGUCGCCGGGGAGGGGGAUUCUGGCGAUGGACGAGUCCAACGCGACCUGCGGGAAGAGGCUGGCCUCAAUCGGGCUGGAGAACACGGAGGCCAACCGCCAGGCCUACCGGACCCUCCUGGUCUCCGCCCCCGGCCUCGGCAACUACGUCUCCGGCGCCAUCCUCUUCGAGGAGACCCUCUACCAGAGCACCACCGAGGGAGAGAAGAUGGUCGACGUCCUCGUCAAGCAGAACAUCGUCCCCGGCAUCAAGGUCGACAAGGUGAGUCCUCCUCCUCCUCCUCCUCCUCCUCCUCCUCCUCCGCAGUGACCUUCUUCUCAGCUUCCUCUGAUCACCAUCUGCUUGUUAUAUAUCUCCUCCUCGGCAGGGUCUUGUCCCUCUCACCGGCUCCAACGAUGAGUCCUGGUGCCAGGGCCUCGACGGCCUCGCCUCCCGAUCCGCCGCCUACUACCAGCAGGGCGCUCGCUUCGCCAAAUGGUGCAUGCCCUCGAACAAACACAUCUCCCUCUCUCUCUCUCUCUCUCUAUCUCACUCUCGCUCUCUCUUGGUGUGCUGACGCUGGCUUUGUUUUGUGGUGAUGGGUUGGACAGGCGCACUGUGGUGAGCAUCCCUAACGGGCCGUCGGCGCUGGCGGUGAAGGAGGCCGCGUGGGGGCUCGCUCGCUACGCUUCCAUCUCGCAGGACAACGGGCUGGUGCCGAUCGUGGAGCCGGAGAUCCUGCUCGACGGCGAGCACGGCAUCGACAGGACCUUCGAGGUCGCCCAGCAGGUCUGGGCCGAGGUCUUCUUCUACCUCGCCCAGAACAACGUGCUCUUCGAGGGCAUCCUCCUCAAGCCCAGCAUGGUCACCCCCGGUGCUGAGUGCAAGGAACGCGCCACCCCCGAGAAGGUCGCCGAGUACACCCUCAACCUCCUCCGCCGCCGCAUUCCCCCCGCCGUCCCCGGGAUCAUGGUAAACACAAACUCCUCUCAUCUUCUCCUCCGGCGCCGGCAACUGUAGCUUUCUCGCUAAUUCACUCACCCGCGGCGGCGGCGUGGUGUUUCUCGCAGUUCCUCUCCGGCGGGCAGUCAGAGGUGGAGGCGACCCUGAACCUGAACGCCAUGAACCAGAGCGCCAACCCGUGGCACGUCUCCUUCUCCUACGCGAGGGCCCUGCAGAACACCUGCCUCAAGACCUGGGGCGGCCGACCGGAGAACGUGAAGGCGGCGCAGGACGCGCUGCUGCUCCGCGCCAGGGCCAACUCCCUCGCCCAGCUCGGCAAGUACACCGGCGAGGGCGAGUCCGAGGAGUCCAAGGAGGGCAUGUACGUCAAGAACUACAGCUACUAG